Varroa destructor (honeybee mite) is the source of this 1305-nucleotide messenger RNA. RefSeq lists its product as uncharacterized. The record is from RefSeq and is a predicted model, not a curated record. NCBI's taxonomy places the organism in Eukaryota, Metazoa, Arthropoda, Arachnida, Mesostigmata, Varroidae.
UUCUGAUUGGCGGCAGCUGUAAUCCUGCGCCGGGCGAUUUCGAUUCGGUCAAUUGUGUUAGCUAAUUAAUUAACGUUUUCCAUGUAUUUGUGUCCAGUGCCCGCAUCCGUGAUUCGCAGUAUUCUUACUAACACUUAAUUUAAAGUGCCACUGAGUGAUUAAGGUUGUGUAGUGCAUGUAAUAAACAUAAAGCCAUGCCACAAAAUGGCCUUCCAGAUGAAAUGUCUUCCUUGGUCAUUAAUUCUGGCGAGAAAAUCUGGAUCAACCUUUAUCCAAACGCAUUGUGUAACGUAAAAAAAUCUCUUAAGGGUCAUCUUGAUGAACGGAUUGGCAAAUUUUGCGACAAGAAUGGUGGAAUUUUACUGAGCUACACAGAUCUCAAGUUUCGCGCAAAACACUUCCAGGUCUUCGAGGACUAUCCCAUGUGUCGGUUUCCAGUUUCAAUAACAGCCACUUACUAUAAACCAGAGCCGGGAACAAUCGCCACGGGAACGAUAACAAGGGUGGAUCACAUUAGUGUGACCUGCCUAAUCCAUGGUAUGAUCCAUGUCAUGAUUGCGCUUCGGAAAUCGGUCAAUUUCGACACGUGGUGCGCCCUUGGCCAACAGAUUAUCUUCCAGAUCCGUGGCGGUGAAAUGCAUUACAAAGGUGUCAGAUUAAACGCUAUCGUUACGGAAGAAUGUGUUGAUCGUAUGAGAAUUGCUUUUCCUCCAGAUUCUGUGGCAGGUUCCCGCAAAAGGACAUUCUCAUCAAGCUCCGCAGAUUCUUCAAUGACGACACCGAACAAACAAUUUAAGGGAGAACGUAGUGUCAUGCAUUUAAAUAUACCGUCGAAAUCACUCAAGAGGCGAAAAUCAGGUUAUAUUGACCUUGAGGAUCAACUGAGCUACACUGACGCUUGUAGUCUAGAUGCUUGUGAGGAUGAGGUUAAUAGCAUAGAUGGAUCAUUAGAUUUCGGAACCCCCGGCUUGACAUCAACGCAACUUAGACAAAAUAAGAGGAUGAGAUACAAGGAUGACAAAAUCGAUCCAGAUAAUGAGGAGUUGAAAACUCUGGUUGGUGAUGGAAAUAAUCUUCUUGGGCCGAAGCGCAUCAAAGUUGAGUAUUCGUCACAAGAGGAAACAACACCGUUCCAAUGUAGCAAGAUCCAAAAAAGAAGAGCUCAGUAGGUGUUAUUGACCAUUCAUAUGAGUGAUGUUUGUUAGAGAAAAAUAAGUAGCAGAUACAGUAACAUUACUUUUAGAAACUGCAAAAGAUUUUCUCGUGUAUUGUACAAACUAAUAAAUUUCAUGUGUUAAUACUGCA